AUGUAUAGAGUGUUGCAUAAGGUGAUAUCUAGUCCACAAGGUGCCUUUAUAAAGGGAAGAAAUAUUCAAGAAAAAAUUGUUCUAACUUCUGAGCUUGUAAAUGAGUUAGAUACUAAGAGAAGAGGAGGUAAUGUUGGUUUAAAGCUAGACAUAACACAAGAUUUUGAUUCAAUGAUCUGGGAAUUCAUCUUCAAAACUCUUAAACACUUUGGUUUCUCUGAAGUUGGCAUAAAUUGGUUGAAGACUAUUUUUGAGUCUGCAAGAAUUUCAGUUCUAGUAAAUGGUGGGCCUUUUGGUUUCUUUGAUGUAAGAAGAGGGCUCAGACAAGGAGAACCACUUUCUCUCAUCUUAUUUUUGAUUGCAGAAGAGGUUUUAAGUAUAAAUAUAACAAAAAUGGUCCAAGAAGGAAUAAUAAAGGAAAUGGUGAACAGAAAUGGUUGUCAGCCAUCUCAUCUGAUGUUUGUUGAUGACAUUUUUAUAUUUUUCAUUGGGAAUAAAAGAUAUUUGGAUAAUAUAAUGAAUCUAUUAAUGAGAUAUCAAGCAGCUUCAUGGCAGACCGUAAAUAGAGCAAAGAGUAAGUGUUUUGUUGGUGGAGUUACUGAAGAUAGGAGACAUGCUAUAGAUGAAAAUAUGCAAAUGAAGAUUUCUGAAUUCCCAGAAAAAUACUUGGGAUUAAUGUUGAUACCUGGAAGAGUGAAAUCUGUUCAUGUUUGGGGGAUGGUAGAAAUGUUACAGAAGCAAUUGGCUGGUUGGAUUGGAAAACUCCUUGCUUUCUUCUGCCAGAUAGACAUUGGUUAA
This is a messenger RNA of Papaver somniferum (opium poppy), 798 nucleotides long. RefSeq lists its product as uncharacterized. Bases 1 to 798 code for a protein of 265 amino acids. The transcript has a single exon. NCBI's taxonomy places the organism in Eukaryota, Viridiplantae, Streptophyta, Magnoliopsida, Ranunculales, Papaveraceae. The record is from RefSeq and is a predicted model, not a curated record.